AUGCUUGGUAAAGACCUGCUCGGGAAGUCCUUCGGGGCCCUCCUGGUUUCUCUCUUGGCUGCUUGCCCAUCCCUCAUCGAGGCAACCCUGGUGCGUGCGACAGUGGUAGACACCCGAUCUGUCGCUGUCUCCAACUACACCUUUGUCAUUGCCGGUGGCGGUAUCGCAGGACUUACGCUCGCUGAUAGGCUGACAGAAGAUCCUGAUGUGUCCGUUCUUGUCAUCGACGCCGGCUCUCUCGACCAAGGAGAGGAUGGCAUCUUGAUUCCUGGUUCAUAUGCUCCCUAUCUGUACUUCUGGCCUGGCCUGAUGACAACGCCUCAGGAGGGCCUCAACAACCGCUCCGUCUUUACACCAAUAGCCCAGGUAAUCGGUGGUGGCAGUACUAUUAAUGCUAUGGUCUUUGUAAGAGGCAAAGCCGACGAUUACAAUAAAUGGGAAGCCAUUGGUAACCCUGGGUUUAGCUGGAACAAGUUCCUGCCUUUCUUCCUCAAGAGCGAGAACUUCACACGUCCCGACCCUGCCUUUGCCAAGACGGCCAAUAUCUCCUGGGAUGAGUCCGUCCGGGGCAAGGGCGGAUCUGUGCAGUACACAUAUCCCAACUACUACUACCCUGGAAGCGCAAACUGGUGGAAUGCUGCCAAGUCUGUAGGAAUUUCUGCUGUCAAGGACCCCAACGCUGGUAACGACCUUGGUGUCUAUUGGUUUCCGCAUGCUGUCGAUGCUAGAAGUAGGACUCGGAGCCACUCCAAGAAGAACCAUUAUGACCGGGUCAAGGACUCGCGACCUAACUACCACAUCCUCCCAUCCAACAUGGUAUCCAAGGUCAUCUUCCGCGGCAACACGGCAGUUGGUGUUGAGUACUUGCCCACGGCCGGCGGAAACGCCUCGACCGCCUACGCCACCAAGGAGGUCAUCUUGGCUGCCGGAGCUCUGAACACACCCAAGAUCCUCCAACUGUCCGGUGUUGGCCCCAAGAAGCUUCUCCAGAAGCACAGGAUCCCCGUCGUCGUUGAUCUCCCUGUUGGAUUUAAUUUGCAAGACCAGUUAACCCUCAAAGUCCCCUACACGGCAAGCAACAACCUCUUCCCCAACUCUGGCUCCAUUGCCAACAACGCCACCUACGCUGCCGAGCAACGAGCGCUCUAUAACUCGAAGAAGCAGGGUGCCUUCACCAUCGUGAGCACGCUCAGCACCAACAUUGCCAUGAUGAGCCUCUCUCAAACGACCUCCUCAUACAAGAAGAUUGUCUCGAACGCCCGCGCUGCUGCCGCUCCCUAUUCGCUCUCCGCGGAGGUUGAUCCAAGCGUUCUGGCCGGUUACGCUGCCCAACGAAAGCUCAUUCUGGAGCAGUACGAGAAUGGCAAGGCCGGUAUCGGCUCGCUCCACUGGAACACGGCGGAUGGCGUGACCAUCUAUCUGAAUAAGCCUCUCAGCCGCGGCAUGGUAACAAUAAACUCGACUAACGCCCUCGAGAACCCGCUAGUGAACUACCGUACCGUCACCGACCCGGCUGACAUAGAGGUCCUCACUGCUCUGUUCCGCAAGAACAGAGAGCUGAUGAGUGCUCCGGAUAUGGCGUCACUGGGAGUUGCUGAGGCGGCACCCUUUGGCGAGCACAUCACUGCGGAUAGUGAACUCGCCUCUGUCUUCCGUGAAACUCUUGACCCCUCGAAUGCCCACCAGUGCUGUACGGCGCCUAUGAUGCCCCGCGCGCUUGGUGGUGUCGUUUCCAGCGAGCAGAAGGUGUAUGGCCUUGCGGAUGCUAUCAAGAAGGAGUAUAAGUUGGCAGAGUACAAGCGGUAA
Molecule: messenger RNA, 1806 nt
Organism: Sordaria macrospora k-hell
Lineage: Eukaryota; Fungi; Ascomycota; Sordariomycetes; Sordariales; Sordariaceae
Biological process (GO): secondary metabolite biosynthetic process
Molecular function (GO): flavin adenine dinucleotide binding; oxidoreductase activity, acting on CH-OH group of donors
Source: RefSeq, a predicted model, not a curated record